AUGGACCCCUCGCGCUCACGAGAGCUUGUGAACCUGGAUGACCUACCGUCGGAUCUCGAUGAGGUUCGCGCGCUUGUGGACCAGAGGCUUGGAGGUGCCGUCGCUGCUCAAAAGGCCCAUCAUGAGAGCCCGGCGUUGGCGAGCAAGGUGGGCAGAAAAGCCCAAGGAAUAUUAGAGAAGCUGAGCGUCUAUCUCACGGCAUAUGGGGAAUUGAUCUCGCUCGCAAGCUCGUCCGACCCGAUUGCGGGCACGGCAUGCCAAGCUCUAUCUAUGCUUGUUCUGAUUAAUCUCCGCGCUUCGGAAAUACAAAUUUCCCAUGACAUCCAUAGAGACGACGACGACUUGUCCCAGCUCAUACGCGUCACCUACCACAAGACAUAUGUCUUCUCCGUACAAGCGUCCUAUUAUUAUCUUGCCCCUCGGUGGCGACGCAUAUUCCGAGGAAUCGCGGAACCUCCCGAGGUGGGCGUGAAGAAUGCCGCCGAUGAGCUUGACGGCGUGAUCCGCGACGUUCGGGCAAGAUGCGGCAUCCUCACGCAGCGGCGCAUUCGAGAUAUUGAAGUGAGACUGAUCAAGGUUGAGAAGUAUACGGAGGACACAUUUAAACUGGAAGAAGAUUCCGCCGUCCGGUCCGAUCUUGAACUUCUCCGGAGCUUGGAAAGAAAGCUGAGGCACAAACUGCAGGACGACGCAUCCCUACGAAUGUAUCGGUCCGACCUUGCGGCCCUCUUCGACCUCUUGCUCGUCAGCGGCGAGACAGAGGAGCACCAGGAGAUGCACUGCUGGCUCUCGCCGGGCCUCUUCUCCGUAUGUGACGCGCGCAAGUCUCUAGGUGGAGACACCGUCCUUCUUUUCUGCUGCAGGGGCAGCUCCGCCUUUGGCCGGGUCGGACUAAAAGCGCUGCUCACCGACUUGAUCUACCAACUUCUGGCCGCGGACCCAACAUGUCUUCGAGACGAUGCAAUCCGAAAGGCCCUACCGGGAAGCGAAGAAGGCUCCGGUUCACGCGCGCGGGCCUCUUCACUGGACGAUAUAUCCGUCCUGAAAAGUCUCUUCACAAAGUUGGUGGGGAAGCGCGGGCGGGUUUGGCUCUUUAUAGACCGCGUGGAUUGGUUCGUGAAUAGCGCUAGCCUACUGAAAACGCUGGGAAAAGUUAUGGCAGAGCUCGAUGGGGGUCCUGGUGAGGACUGUUUGAAGGUGUUCGCGCUGGCAUCAUCGGAUGCGGCGGAGGAAUUCAAGUUGACGGGGCGAGGGGAGGAAAUGCGGACUGCCAGCGUCACAUCCGUUCUCAAGCUGACUUCGAAAGUCGUCCAAGAUAUCACUUCUGCACAGGAUGCCGAAAAACAUAGCGAGGCCUUCCUAGAUGAGUUGUGUGCCUGCGGAACCGUCCUCCAGCAACUCAAGAAGAGGAGCGAUGACGUGGAAGCCCAGGCGUGGAGGGUUACUACCGAAGCCCUCGAGGCACCAGGGGCACCGCUAGGCCGACUUCAUACUCUUUUGCACAAGCAAAAAGAACUCGAGGAAAUCUCCGAGGUGACCCAGCGUGAAAAGUCACUCCUACAACUGGCUCUGGUCAUCGACUCCCAGCGAUUCGUGCGGGAAAUCGAGAAAAGUGCUCCCGAAUGCAGCCAGCAGCUAAUGACGCUACUGUCUCGGUUGCAGGAUGGCCAGGACUCUAUUCCGGAGCGGACAGAAGAAUCGGAACAGCCGGAAAGGCUGUUGGUGUUUGGCUACCCGACUCGCCAAGACUAUGCCGCUCGCCACAACGAUGCCCUGGGCCGCAGGCAGCCCAGCACCGGUCAGUGGUUUCUCGAGCAUCCAAAAUUCUCGCCGUGGCUGGAGAAACCGCGGGAGACACUCUUCUGCCCUGGUAUCCCCGGCGCCGGGAAGACGAUUCUCACGUCGAUCGUGAUUGAGGACCUCCUGAACCGGUUCAAAGGCCGUAAAGAUAUCGGUCUCGCCUACAUUUAUUGCGACCUGAGACGGCGCGGCGAGCAAACCCCAUGCGCCCUUUCACUGAACCUGAUGAGGCAAUUGACUCGAGGCCGCGAAGACCUUCCCGCCGGUGUAAACUCUCGUAGCUGUUGGCGCCCUAAUGCAGCAACCAUCUGCAAUUUCCACCACUGCAAUUGGCUUAUGCCGCCCUGCGAAGAUGUUGAACCAUCUCUUAAUAAUGUUAUAACCCAUCUCUACUCUAGAACUUUCAUCAUUAUCGACGCGGUUGACGAACUCGGGGUAGAUGAUGAUCACCGAUCUGAAUUCUUGGCCAGGAUGCUCAAACUCCAGGCCAAGUGUGGAAUCAACCUUCUCGUAACAUCGAGGCCUGUUCCCGACAUUGCGGAAGUUUUCAAAGCGAGCAUCACACUAGAGAUUAGGGCGAGAGAGCACAACGUGCGGAGAUUCUUAGAUGCAAACAUAUCACAAUUGCCCCCAUUUGUUCAGCAAAGACCGGAUCUUCAAGAAGAAGCCAUCUACGCUAUCGUCGGCGCAGUUGACGGAAGGUUCCUGCUGGCGCGUCUUCACCUAGAGAGUCUGGUUGGCGAGAAAUCCAUAGAAACACUGCAGCAUGCCCUGUCAGCGCUUCCGGUGGGCCCCGUGGCGUACGACCGCGCAUACGAUGAAGUUUUAAAGCGAAUCGAGAGUCAAGCCAGCCAUAAAGCCAGACUCGCUAAACAGGCGCUGUCAUGGAUUACUCGAGCCACGCGACUCCUACGCGAUAAGGAACUUCAACACGCACUUGCUGUGGAAAAGGGUCAGGCUUCUCUCAACGUCGAUCGUCUUCCAGACAUCGCCGACAUAGUCUCGUCGUGCGGUGGAUUGGUCUUGGUGGACAAGAAAAGCGGCAUAGUCCGCCUCAUACACCACACGGCGCACGACUAUUUUACGCGGACAUGGAAAAAAUGUGUUCUCGGAUGGACUGUGUUCAUGGCAGUCGGUGCUCGGGGAGGAAAGGCUGAGAAACAACCCGCUUUUCCUCUACGCCGCAAAAACUGGGCUUACCAUGCUACCCAAGCGGAGAAUGUUGGCCAGUAUGUGCUCGACUUCCUACACCGCGAUGUCAAUGUGGAAGCAGAGCGAACGCCGCUUAUCUGGGCCGCGAUGGCCGGAAAUGAGGAGAUUUUCAAGCUAGUGCUUGAGACCGGCCUCGUAGAUGUCAACUCUGCAGACGUGGAUGGAUUAACCCCGCUAGCUUAUGCUGCCAUGGGGGCCAUGACGCCAUCGUCGGACAGCUCCUGGCGGCCGAACCCCUUGGCGUGGGCCGCCAAAGCGGGGAAAAUAGAAGUCGUGAACUUACUCCUCGAAAUUGGCAACCUCGGCGUCGACGGAAGCCCUCGCUCCGAUGAUUCUCUCGCCAAGUUGGUGCCAUCCCUGUUGAUGGGCGCCGGGCCUGGCAGCGCCUCACGCGCGGCCACUGGCAAAGAACUGCUCACACGUGUCGCGGGCGCUGCCUGGGGCAUGAUGGUACAGCUAGUGCAAGGCAAGGGGCAUCUUUCCCGGUCGGAGGAAAACCGGCUGUGGGACCUGGAUUCGAAUGACCGCAAACGAACGCCGUUAUCACUGGCGGCGGAAAGCGGCCAUGAGACGCUGGUGCGCCUGCUGCUAGAUAGAGGAGCGGACAUCAAUCUAGGUGACGUGCACGAGAGGACAGCGCUAUCCUGGGCCGCCGGGGCUGGUCGGGAGGCGAUAGUGCUGCUUCUUCUUGUCAGGGGUGCUGAUCCUGAUACAGUUGACGAGCGCGGUAGGACACCGCUCUCGUGGGCCGCGGAAGUCGGCCAAGAGAUGAUUGUGCAGCUGCUGCUUAGCAGGAAAGUUGACGUCAAUGCACCGAAAGGUACGGACAGGGGCCCGCUCGGAUGGGCCGCGGUAAACGGUUACGAGACGAUAGUCCGGCUGCUCCUCGAGAGGGGAGCCGACGUCAACCCUGUUGACACCUCGGGGCCGCCGCUUCUACUUGCUGCCGAAGAGGGCCGCGCGACGAUAGUAGAGCUACUCAUUGCCGGGGAGCCGAUGUCAAUUCACGGCCGGACCCCGAUCUCGUGGGCCGCGGCACUCGCCAGUGAGCCGAUAGUGCGGCUUCUGCUAGACGCCAAUUCCGACGUCGACCCGGUCGACAAGGCGGGUAUGACACCACUUGCGCGGGCUGCGGGCGCGUGCGUUGGAGGAAGCCAAUAG
This is a messenger RNA of Parascedosporium putredinis, 4173 nucleotides long. Lineage: Eukaryota; Fungi; Ascomycota; Sordariomycetes; Microascales; Microascaceae. The record is from the annotation of a GenBank genome assembly.